Messenger RNA from Tetrahymena thermophila SB210, 216 nucleotides. RefSeq lists its product as hypothetical. Lineage: Eukaryota; Ciliophora; Oligohymenophorea; Hymenostomatida; Tetrahymenidae. The record is from RefSeq and is a predicted model, not a curated record. The transcript has a single exon.
AUGCAAUUCAAAAACACAAUAUUGAUUUUAUUAGUCUUUGCACUUCUUAUCUGCUCCAAUCCCUCUUCUUAAGUUUAAGCUAGAUCACUAAAAUCAUAGGCAUAAAGCACUAAAGAACAAUCUAGUAGUGGUUGUGCUAAGUUUGGAUUUAGCUGCAAAAGUUCGAAAUGUUGCGAUGGAAAAUGCUACAAAAAAAUAUGUGUGCCAUGGGUAUGA